GGUCAAAGUAUUUCAAGAUGGCGGACGUGAAUGCGGUGAAUCGGCGUCUUCUGGAGAUUUCUAUAUGUGCUCUGCUGCGAGAACAAGGAUUUUCAUCAGCUUCUAAGAUAGCUUUAGAGACCCUUACUGAAAUGCUUCAAAGCUGUGAGUGAUCAACCAUUCCAUUUUUUUGUUUUGAUUUGGUUACAAGUUUCUGAAUCGAACACUGCUUUGAAAGAGAUCCUCCUCAUAAGAGGUCUUGGGUUUGUCCUUUGAGGUGUUUUUCAGAGGAAACGUAGAAAUUUUGCCGAUAUACUAUUCUGGGUUUUUUAAAUAUCGCCUUCCAUUUCGAUCAAUUGAUCCUUCGAUUGAUCGAUCCGUGGAGACAUUCGAAGAAAGUUAGAAAACGCAUCUCCUGUGAUAAUGUUUUGCGUCUGAUCGCCCUGAUCACAACUGUAUUUGUUUUGCGUUACACUCUACUUUAGACCUGGGUGAGCUUGGACACAGUUGCAAGCUGAGCUGCGAACUUUCCGCCCGUGUUAAGCCGACUCUAAGUGACGUUAAAGUGGCUCUGAUUGAUAUGGGUAUGUAUUACAGCUACCAUUCCCCAAAAUGCCGGGGACUUGACAUUGUCCCGAGAUUAGAGAUAAGUGUUCCAAUUCUAGCAACUGAAAGUACAUGUAGUUUGUUGAAAUCACAAAGAUCCAUCUAUUUUUCAAUUGAGGAGCUGUAAGGAAUAAAGCUUUCACAAGCAGUACCCGGCAGACUAUCUUAACUCUUUACACCCAACAGUAUCACCCUUGAAUCAAGCAGUAAGGUCAUAAGAAUAAUUGGAAAGCUUGCAUACUCAAGAAGCUCUUGAUUGUUAGACAAACAGUCCUUGUAAGUACCUUAGGAAUUGUACAGAGCACAGUAUGGAGAACUUGCAUGCUGAUGUCAGGGUGUAAAGGGUUAAGUCACGUUGAGCAUUUUCCCCUGUCAGUUUUCAAUUACCUAUAGGCUCUAAUCUUAAACUUUUUUGUCAACCUUUACUGAGACCAGUAUAAGCUUGCUGACAUUGUUUGAGUAGAAUGCAGGAGAUUCUAUCCCUUGUCUGAAAGCAGGAUAUUACUUGAAGGAGCAGAUCAAAUGAGAGGAAAGCUGAAGCUUACCAAAAACCUUUUAAAGAUUUCAAACAUUCUCUGGAGGGUUUCAACAAAGGUUGCCUUCAUUUACUAAAUUGCAGUUUUAGGGAUGAAACCUAGGUUCAUUUAGUCCAAUAGCACUAAUUGCAAAUAAAUAUAACUGUGACAUGAAUGAAAACUAAAGCAAGUUGUGGUAGAUGUGUUGUCCAUGGGAUUUGUGUGUCUACAGUUUUUCCUAUGAUCUCUGUGUAGCAUGUACACAAAGCUGUGCUUGUCAACAAAUCACUGGAUGCCUGAGGGCUCUUGACUCAGAGGUGCAGGAUGCAUAGUUUUCAUUUAGGGAAAGCUAGGCAAUUUCUCAAAUAUAUAAAUUAUUUACCCUUGGCACAGUCCUGUGUCAUCCAAAGUUAUGUAAUUUCACACAUGCUACAGGCUGGAGAUGACGGAUUAUGUACACUCUGCUGGUUAUUGUGCACAUACAUGUACAUGUAUGGAUAUUGUAUCUUGAUUUACUAUAAUUUUUCUUUCAUAUAGGUGCAGACCUUGAUUCUUUACCACUAUAUGGAAAACGGACCAAUCGAACUCAUGUAAACAACCGUAAGUUGAGUGCAUUAGUUCUAAAAUAUUGUUUUGUUUAUUAUGCAUUAUACAGUUACAGGUAUCUCACUAGUAUCUCAGCAUGUGAAUUAAUCUUUCCCUAGGUCAUAUAUGAAUUAUGAAAGCUCAGUCUUUUCCUUCUCUUGAUAAAUAUAGUGAAGAUCUCUUAUUGACAGUAUUGAACAGCAAUGAAAAUAUUUUUGCUUUCUUUAUUUUCUCUGCACAUAUAUUUUUAGCUCUGAAGUCUCGCAUAACACCAACACCCAAAGCUUUAGCAGCAGGCACUAAACAGACACGGCCAGCUCAUAUUCCUGCACAUCUUCCACCACUUCCAGAUCCUCAUUCCUACAUCAAGACACCAGUAAGUUUUAAUUUCAGUUAAGGAAGUGUGAGAUAAGGUUUAUCUGAUAAGUGUGGGGUAAAUCACAGAAUUGUCAUUAGAGGCUGGUAGGCAGCAGAAACCGAAUGGUUGAUUGACUAAUUUGCAACAGCUACUAUGUGAAUUGUAAUCAAAAAGACAAAAGACAAAAGAUAACUAUUUUUGAGCUGAUUCUAACUUCAAUGUCUGGCUAAAAAAAGUUUUAGACUGUACUCGAAUAUAACAGGGUAAUUUAGUUUUAUCAACUGAGUUGAUAACAUAAGUGGGCCACUGUAAAGAGUUUUAAAGCUCACUCUCAGAGCAUUAGCCCUCCAAUAGAGUGAUUUGCUCUGACAAAGGGCUAAUCCUCUGAGCGUGAGCUUUGAAACUCUUUACAGUGGCCAAUUUAUGUUAUCAACUCAGUUGAUAAUACUAAAUUACUCUGUUAUACUCUCUCACCAAUGCAGCACCACAGUUUCUUUAGAAACGUACCCCCUGUAUUCAAAUAUGUCUGCUACUCCUGAAAAUAACGUCUCAGAGAGUUUUAAACUUCAAAUUUUUCUGAGGAGCAUGCCCUGACUUCCCCAGAGAAGUGUGUUGUAAAGCUGACAUAAAAAAUAAUUAAAUAAACACAAAAGCUGUGUAACAUGUGUCAUUCUUUAAGUUAAAACUAGUCUUCCUCAAGAAAACAACAUGAAAACCCUGAGUGGAUAGCCUUUCUUAUUUAUAUCAGUUCUGUAAAUGACACUUCAGCUGAUGUAGGAUGUGUGUUGCUGACUUGCAGGCCUUCAGACAGUCGAGCAAAGAAUAUCAAGCAGUACGAGAGAAAUAUGCUGCACAGAGAAAAGAUAUUGAAGAAGGGUUAUCUAAGUAAGUUGGAAACGACUACUUCUUUUUCCUUUCAUUUGACACUCUGCUAUAAGCUCCUCUCUCUUUUUUCACUCUACAGGUUUUUGGCAAAGACAGCAGAACUUAGCUCUGGGAUUUGUGAAGGAUUGGACCCACCAACAUAUCCUUGUGAGUUCCAUGGAGUUUUGCAUUUUUUUUUUUUUUUUUUGUUACAUGCCAUGAUAAGCUGAAUUCUGCACACAGUUUGAUUAGUUCUUACUUCUGAUGCAUGAUAAUGUCACCAUUAACAACAUUUUGCUUUGUUAUGGUAUAAAACAAACAGAUUCUCUGUUCUUUGGGUCUGUUCAGUAGUAGAUUACACAAGAGGUGAAGAUGUGGUAAGAACAUCAGUGACACACUUGGCUUCACCUGGAGUGCCAAUUUUUUCUUCUUCUUACUGCAUGUUGACAUCAUCUGUGAUCUAUUAGUUAAUAGAAGCUUGACAACAAGGGAUCUAUUUGUUAACCAUCUCACCCACUUUUGAAUUUCUCUUCAUGGAUACUCACAUAGUUUCAUCCCUGCUUCAGGUCACCUUGACAAAAUCCACUUUUUAAAGUUCCCCCCUGUUGAUAUCACUACUGAAUCUAUUUAAUUUCUGUGUUUUUCCUCUUUGAUUGUAAAAGAAAAAAUGUUUCAGGGGUGAAAUCAUGGUAAAAGACUAAAUGAGUGGGUAAUCAAUGGAUAAUCACUGACAUCAGUGAAUAAACUUAUGGAUGAAUUAGAAAUCUAGUAUGUACCAGAUGGUUCGAUUUUGUUUUCAAUAACUCAAUGUUGUUUACUCAUUAAACAGUGGAAAUGCUCAAAAAGUAAUAUUUUGAUUACUUAUCAAUAUUUACUCUAUUUCGUUUCAUCUCAAAACUUUGCGCCAUAUCCAAAUAAACGCAGCUGCACUACUUUUGAAAUCAAGUCUAUAAGUGCAAACAGUCAUGUUAUGCUCAAUAGCUACUGUAGCUCACGCUUUUCUCAGUAAACUCGUUUCUUCUCAUCAGUUCUGUGGAGCACGUCAUCUAUUAUGCUCAAAUUACAUACCAAGUCAAUAUAUAUAAAGUUAAGUGUUAAAAGCUUCAACUUAUUUACUCCUUGUCUUCAUGCCCCAACCUAUUUUGAUGAUCCUUAGUCAGUGAGAAUUUGUGAGUUAUUGAUGUUUGUAUUGAAAACGCGGAGGAAUCGCGCACGCGCAGCAAAUUACGCAAGUGGUCGCGUAAGUUUCUUUUGGUGACGACAUAAGCGAAAUCAUGUCGUCACAAACGAACUAUCAACGUAAAAUAUCAGUUAGAUUCGAUUGUUUCUGUAAAUGUGUUAUUUCUCUCUCGGUUGUAAAUACACCAAUGAUGUACGCUCAUGUUCAGAGUGAGAUAAAGGAGUUCAACCGUCGUCACUCCGAGAGCAAGGGAGGUAAACUGCACACGGAUCCUUCGUUUACACAAUCAGCAACCAUCUCAGGUGAAGGCUUCGAAGCAAGAGUACGGUGUUCAAAGCGAAUACCACAAAAAGAAAAAAACCGCCAACUCAAAAAAAUUUUGCAAAUAACGAACGACAUAAUGAAUGACAUGAGGGUUUUAAGGGAACAAAUGAGCAAGGUUUUUAAGGAACAAAUGAGCACAUUGAGUGUAAAGCAGAGGAGCUUAUGUAUGAACACAAGAGAGCUGUCGUCCAUGGCGCCUCCACCAGUUGAAGAACUUGUGAUGAGAAAUUAUAGUGCUAGUGCUGCAGGGGAAACUGCAUCAAGAUCGACUGAAGUUCUUCAUGAGGUGAAUUCUGGAAAAAUUAUGAACAGUUCCCUUGCUGAUGAUGGUAGCAGGUGGUACUACUUUGGGAAUUUAGGUCGUGCUUCAGCUGCUAAAGAUGCGAUGAUGGGACCAAGUUCUAGGGAAUUCGCACCCGCAGAUAGAACCGAAGAUCGUAACUUGCCUUGCUUUGUAAACCAGGUGAUAAACGCGCUAGUUCACGCGGUGCAGAAUAUUAACGAGUAUUUCCGCCGCGAGUGGAACCUCUUCAAUGAUAUUUUUAAACAGGAAGCUUUUGAAGUGUCACAUGUAGAGCCCGCUGUGAUUGCUUGUAUCAAAGGGGAAGACACUUGCACAGAUCAUUACUUAUCUAGUAGUCAUUUGGGCUAUUUAAAUGAAGAUCUAACUCGUUGUGAUGACAAGAAAAUUGUCUCUUGUCAUUCUUCAAGCUUAACCUAUAUUAAAUGAUUAAAAAAUUAUUUCAUUACUUUUGUCAAAAUCGAUUCAUGAGGAUCAUGUUUUCUCGUUCUCAAUUUGGCCCUAAGGACAAUGUUAUUGGUAAAUAAAGUAAAAGUGCUGUAUGAUAUACCGUUAAUAAUUUUAUAUUUAGCAGUUUACACAUGUAACACUUCCCCAGUCACCUCAGUUAAAUUGGACGCGUCACUCAACAUUCAGCGACAGUGGUAACAAACCUAUUGCUACAGUCAUGUAACCUGCCAAAUGCUCUCUUUUAUCCCUGAUGCAUUUAAUUCAUAUCUAUUCAUCCCCCCUUUUUGUUCUUAAACUUUUCCUCGUCCCUUCCGGUUCCACCACGUUUGUUCAUUAGAUUGCGUUCUACUGUGAACCGCUGGGUGAACAUCCAUGUUUCGUUUCUACGCAUGGUAAGGGCUGUAUCUUUGCAAUGCUACAGUGUUAACAGAAACGUUUCUGUCCGUAAGCGAGAACCUUUCAUGCAAAACUAACGCACUCAACAGCUGUCGGUAUGCAGUCGCCUAUUACUGAAAGAUGAAGGCUGCAUACAAGAUUGACUCGCAUAGCAAUGCUAGAGUAUUGCUGUAUAUACCUCUACUACUUAUGCGGAAUGGAAUGCAGAUUUAUCCGUGGUAGUCUCCCUCGGGUUCUCGCAGCAUUUCGUCGAUACCCAUUUAAACUCGUGGGUGUUAAAAAGCACUGUGAACAUGAGGGAAAAUGUCUUUUGGAAGAUUACAACACAAAACUCUUCUUUUGGGCUUGAACCUAAAGCCUGUUUCUCGAAAGUUCCGGUAGUGACUGGUCAGAAAAAUAUCUUUAUGUUGUUGUUGUUGUUGUUGUUUUGGUUUAUUUCCGCGUUCACAUUCUCUAUCAGGAUAUUAGUAAUUUAAGAUUUAGGGAAAUUGAAUUAUCAGAAAUUACCGCAGAAUAUAAUGUUUGUUGAGCUGGUAUCGACCCUUCUGCUCCUUAUAUGUACUAGACUUUAAAAUAUGGCGUCGAGCCGGCAGAGUUAGAGUGAAUUUCGACCAACAGGUUCACAACAUUUCUAAUCUCAAGUCUCGUCCACUCUCCGGAAAGCUACCUCGACUUUUUAUGUAUCACCACUUACACGUACCUUUGUUUUACUUUCUUUCAGUGCUUGUGAACGAGUUCAGUGGUCUGCCUUAUUUAUCUGCGCUUGGAGACUUCGACGACGCUGAGCUGCUUGAACUUGAUGAAUCCCUUGCUAAAGAAGCACCAUCAAGUAGUGUUUUACCAACAAGCUCACAGAACACGGAAUCCUUCGAUAACCCUUACCUCAGACCAGCCAAGAGAGCGCGAAAAGCUAUUAAGCCAAGCUGAAGUGAUACAGGCUUUGAUCAAUUCUCGCUGGUGUUAACUUCACGUUUUGAAAAGAAUUGUCAGAAACGGAAUUUAAAUUUUUCUUUAUUCUCGUUCUUGUUUGGAAAAUAUCCGUAGAAGCCUCCAAAGAUUUGACCCUUUUCUAGAAAAUGAUUUGAAAUUUGUUACUUUUUAUAGCCCACACGGACGCGAACUUUCAUCACAGAAGAGAAAUAUUACAUCUUUUUAAUCGCCCAUUUGUUGUUACUUGUGUGACUUAAACUUGCCCCCCCCCUCCGCCUCACUCCCAGGUCGAGAGGGAAUUAUCAGUCCCAGUUUGAAUAUCCACAGCGCUUUUCACCCUGUAACCCCUAAGAGUAACUAGCAUCUAAUUUCUCCUUACAAUAUCACCCCUGAAUCCUACAUUAAGGUCACGAGAAUAAAGGAAUGAUCAACAACUAAAAAAGCUCUCGAUUGUCAAAGAAAUUCUCCUUGUCAGCGCCUUAGGAAAUUUACAGAGAAUGUGCAUACUGAUCUUGAGUUUUAAAGGGUUGAGAAUGUCACUUUGACCUCAUAGGUGUCCCUUCCAUACUGCAGAUUUGUCAUAGCAUUAACAAUAAUACAUAUCUUUAAAUUUCCUACCUGCACCGAUGUUCUGAUGAUGACAAUGAGGGACAAAGGCAGACUUUUUGCAGACCUCUUCGUAAAACUUCCGAAAAUAUGUAUGGGAAUGAGCCCCGGGAGCUUUUCGAACAGCUGAAAAUGAUGAAUUCCUUAACCCUUCCAUUAGAGCAGCAAACCACGAAGUUUCAAUAGCUUAUAACUUUUUUGGUAAAUCUCAAAACAGAAUGAUAAAUCAACAUUGAAUAACCUCUGUGAUAGAAAAGUCUCCAGUUUUCUUUUUUCCUACUUUUGUUUCCUUUUACUGAUUUCCAUGAACGUUUCAUGCUUCUUUCGCCUAUUUUGCGAGACAACGGUUUUUCUCAUAUUUCCUUUGAAAAUUUGCGCGGGAAAUUGACACGCGGUCGGCCAGAAAUGAUCACCUCGCGCAUGCUUGACGUAUGACCGCUGUGAAAACGGCGGAAAUGCGAGGCUUCUUCUCAACAGCAAUGGUUCUUUCGAAACAUGCACGACCUACUUGAACUUAUAUAAUGAUAAUUAAUAAUGAUAAUAAGAAUUAUAGUAUAAUAAUAGGAUAGUAUGGGGAUAAUAAUAAUAAUAUAAAUAUGGCGCGAUUUCCAGUGAUGUCCAAUCGCGCUUUACAAUGUAUAGUACAUAAAUUCGAUUAAAAUGUAAAACAUCGAGGAAAAAUUACAUUUACAAGCUUAAGGAAAACUGCUAAUAGGUAAAAUAAGUAUCGGAAAAUGAUAUAAUAUUAUGAUUUUAAUGCUAAAACUAAAAAAAUUGACUACUAAGAUAAGUGUUGCCUUAACUCAGCUAGUCUCAUCAAAUGUGGUAAUCGGUCUCUCAAUAAGUUAGCCGUGGUGAAUCAGUGAAAUCUGAUUACAAACAAAUUAAAAAAUGUUAGAAUUUCACAUACCAAUACUAAAUAAAUGGAGAACGCUCAUCUGUCUGUCUUUCGGUCUGAUUAGCUGACUGACUGACUGACUGACUGACUGACGAGCUGAUAGACUGACUGACAGACUGACUGACCGACAGACUGACUGACUGACUAACGGGCUGACUGAGUGGUUGACUGGCUGACUGAUUCUUCGCUCGACUUUCCUCUGGUUCUCCAGCUCGCCCGUCUGUCCAUCCAUCCACGGAUUCAUCCAAUUUGUUUUCGUCCGUCGGUACCAUCCUUUUUCCGUUUGUUUGUUUCGUCAGUUUGCCUGUUUCUUCGUUCACGCAGUUCUUCGUCCAUCUGGUCCUUCGAUCGCUCAUUUUUUGUUUGUUUGUUUUCUUUGUUUGUUCGUUGAUUGAUUUGUUCGUUUAUUCGUUCGUUUCCAUUCGUUCAGUCGACCGUUUGCUCGUUAUUUCAUUUAUUUGAUUCUUCGUUCUUUCAUUCGUUCGUUUGUUUGUUCGUCCAGUUUGUUCUUUCGUCCGUUUAUUAAUUCAUUCUUCCAACACUGGGAAACUGUACGUGUUGAUCAAUUGGUUGACGGUGAUGUUAAAGAACACGCACACGAAAACAAAGAAAAAAGCUAGGUAAGGGGUUUGAAAAAUACCUUUGAUUGAAUAAGUUUGAAACAGAGGCAUCACUCCUAAUACACUCAAAACCAUUUGCGGGCCUGUUAGUCAGUCCUUGCAGUUGCAGUUCGCAUGACUCAUUCUGGGCAAUUCAUUGCAAUUUAAGCGAAUUUUUAAGCUAGCCGUGGUUUGUUCUGCACUCCUCUGAUACGCAGUUAGCUUGAAUUAGCGCGAGGAUCUUCAGACUCCUUUAUUCGGUAAGCCAAUCAUAGCUAGCGAACGCGUAAAGACUGGGUACAAAAAGAAUGAAAACCACUUAAACUCUUUCUCUGCGGCUGUUGUUUAUUGUCAGUAAAACCCCAGGAUCCAGGGGUGAGGUUGUUGGCGCGCUUGUGAGGUAAUCCGCUUGUUCAUAUUUCAUCUUGAUCAAGUUUACGUGAUAGGUGGGGUGACCCGCUCCGCUCCUGCUUCCCGGACCCCGUUUUCUGCUUUUUCCCUUCCACGCAGUCCCCUUCCACCCAGUCACCCUCCACUGAAAACUGGCAAAUACCCUCCAAGUUUUCACAACACUCGCUCCUGAAUGACAAUGGUAACGUUUCACUGUCUUAGUGUGACAAACGUGUGACUAUCCCAAGAUCGAUCCUAACACGUUCUUUCACCAAAGCGAGGCCAAAGAGUCAGCAAAUCUUUCCCCCGAGAACGAAGGAAGCAUCGAUACGGUGUGGUUUGAGGCUUGCCCAGGUACGAUGGAUUUUAAACACUUAUUUAUCAAUGUGCUGUAUAGAUAUGAGUAGAAAUGCCAAUUAUCUACCUUAAUUUAGCCGAAGUCAACAACGUAGUAACAGUGCAUAGCAUAGUAGUAGGUCGUUUUUUUGUUUGGGAAUGUACAAUUUCUCAAGUUCAACACAGGCCUUCAGAAAACACAAAACAAAAAACGCGAAGGAUUUCUUGAUAUUCUAAAACAAAAUCAUAGUAACUAAUGAAAUCUACCGUUUUCGCCAUUGUUUUCUUCAUUCAAGAGAGCAGGCCAUCUUUUACUUAAGAGCUGUAUGCGUUUUAAAGAUCAAUGAAAUAAAUAGGGGGCUGUGUGGUAAUCUUGCCUGUAUCUUUUACAGGCUCGAAAUUUGAGCGGACUAUGCACUUAGAUCAGUCAUCCUCUAUAGAAAUUAACCCGUCGGGCACACUUUGUCACACGAAAUGUUUUUUUACGCCUGUACUGAAAUGGUAAGAUCUUAUAACAACGGUUGUUGAUAGUACAUGUUUUCAAAUUUUGCGUUGUAUCCAUCUCAGCUUCUUGUAAUAUCGAUUUGCACCGAGCUAAACAAAUUUCGACUCUCUCUUCAUGUGCAAUCACGACACGACUUUGAUAUUUAAAUUCAUUCGCGAAGGAAAAAUGUCUGAUAUUUUUUAUCUCGUCUUCAAAAUUAGUGAUAGUUAAGAGGUCAAUUCAACGCAGAUGGCCUGUUCUCACCAUUGAACGACCCCUUUGAAAACAAUGUAUUAUUUUAAUAACAAUUUGACGUUUUUCUUUACGAUCUGCUGUGUACAUUUUCCUUGAUUGAGAAUGAUUGUUUUGAUUGCAAAACACCCGCGUUAAUUUAUUAUUGUUCUCUCCUCUUCAAUCGUUUGAAUUGCGAUCCUCCAAACCUGAAAAAACGCCUCUAUGAUGCAAUAAUAAUAUAUAUGUAGUCGCUUAAUAUUGCUUCAACGGACUCGUUUCUUUCUUUCUCUUUAUUUUUUGAGGGCCUGAAUUAAUCAACUGAAUUUGAAAUUGUUUGCUACGGUGAUGGCUCAUUUUUCUGGUCACGCAAUCCUGUACAACGAAAGUUUGUUGUCGUGUUUUUUUUUGAGACAGAAAAACAUCGGCCUAAAAUGUAACGUGUGAGAUGAAUCAGAUUUGACGUAUAAAUGAUUGGUGAUCAAUUCGAUCGCACUUUAAUGCUGCUAUGAAACCGAAAAAGGAAACAAAGGCGCAAGUGCAUUAAAGCGAAACUGCUCAGUCAGGAUCAUGAUUAGGUUGUGAAUCGUCUCAGUUGAGACAAUGACUCCGAAAUUAAGUUUUCUUUCCCUUGUCUGAGUGGUUUUAUGGGUCAUUUUAUUGGAUCUCAUUCUACCAAAAGCUUCAAAUGUUAGAGGAGGGGCUUGGUCAAUUUUUCCAUCAAUUUCGCCUAAUUGAUUAAAGUGGCAUAAUUUCCAUGCCUUGGGUGAGUCUUGCGGAUUGAAGCCGGACAAGUCAAGGAGGCUAGCUGUCAGCAAGUGUGAUGAGCGACCUUUGCUCGAUUGCAGUAAGAGACAAAAUGUUUUCGCUUUUUUUUCGUUUGUUUCCAGCAGCACUUUUAAUAAGUUAAUCAACAGUUUUCCAACAUUGUAAGAAUAAAUAAAACAGACUGUCAAAAGAAUAAAUAAGCGAGUAAACGCACAAACACACGAACGAACAAAGAAACGAACGAGAGAAAGAGCGCACAACCAAAAAAACCAACAAACGAAAUAACGAGCAACUGUCUAAUGAACCAACGAAUUAAAGGGGGAACGAACGAAGGAAUGAAAGAGGGAAUGAAAAAAUGAAAAAAUGAAUUGAAAAAUUAACAAAAAAAGGAGAAACAAAUGAAAUAACUAGAUACCGAAUGAAACAACGCCGGAACGAACAAAUGAAAGAACGAACAAACAAAGAAAGGAACAAACGAAAAAAGUGGAUGAAUGAACCGACGGGCGGGCCGGAGAACCAGAGGAAAGUGAGAGUUCGUCAACCACUAAGUCAGUCAGACUGAAAGACUGGAAGACAUAAAGAUGAACGUUCUCCAUUUACUAAGUUUUCUUCUGAGAAAUUCUUACAUCAUGGAUUUCUCUUUAUCAGAUCUCAAUGAUUCAUCAUGGCUAAAAUAUUGAGAGGCCGGUUACCGCCAUUAAUGAGAGAAGCACUGGCUGAGUUCAUGGCAACAUUUAUCUUAGUGGUUAGUAUUGGUAGUAUCAACGUUAUUUGUAUAUUAAAUAAUUCUAUUGAUCAAUUAUACAUUUUGCCUUUUACACAUUUUCUUUAAGCUUCUAAAUAUAAUUUUUCCUCGAUGUUUCAUAUUUUAAUAGAAUUUAUGUAAUAUCAUGAUAUACAAUUGUAAAGCGCGAUCAGAUAUCAGUGAAAACGAAAUCGCGUUAUAUUAUUGUCGUUAUUAUAUUAAAGAGCAAGUAGGUCGUUUUCCUCUGGAAUCAAAUUUGUUAGGUUGGUUGGGUUUUUCUGGGCUGUAUUGCAAAUAAAACACUUUAGACUGAUAUUGUUGAUCGGGUUGAAACGGUCAAUGAAGUACGAGUAAAGACCACUGUCGUUUUCGCGGGCUUAAUGUAGUCAAGCGCAGGCUUCAGUUGCCAGCCACGUUCCUUGAUGUGGACUGUGACAAAAUGGUGAUUAACUCGUGCCCUUUCAAUUAACACGCUAGUGAGGGAAAAAAUUUAAAGGGUGCAAAUCGGCGAAUAAGUAAUUGGUAAUAAUCAACCUGAGGUCGCCCUCAGCAGGUACUGCGUAUCAACUCUUUAACCUCCAUGAGUGACCAAGACAGAGUCUUUCCUUACAAUAUGAUUUAAACAAGUGAUGAGGAUAAAUAAAGAUAUAAAUUUGGGGAUUAUUAGUUAGCCCAAUACCAAAUUCUCCGAUUUAACAUCAUAAAAAUUUUAUAGCAGACAUUAAGGAGAAUUACUAAAGAGAUCUUGCAAGUGAAAGGAUUUAGACCAAAGUUCUUUGCUUGUUUGUUUUGGUUUUAUUUGAUUAGGAAUUAUGAGAAAAUACUACGGUAAAUUGUACUUUAUUCCUUUGACAACUUUAUCCUCUCUAAUUUCCUAGUCCUUUGGCCUUGGCUCCGUAGCUCAAUUUACUCUGAGUCGCAGUCAACUUGGAACCUUCUUCUCGGUAAAUUUCAGCUGGGGAGUUGCAGUCACGAUGGGUUGUUACUGGGCUGGGGGAAUAUCAGGUGAGUAUGUUUUCACAGUACAGAACCAAUAGUGUUUCCAAAAUUAUCUUUUAAUGUUUUUCCAAAUUAAUUUAAAGAAGAUGCGCCGCAGUAAUGUUUUAAAGGUUGAAAGAGGGUGGAGGGAAUUCAUUAUGCGAACUAAAGGUAAAUGAAUACAAAUACAUCUGCUAUUUAUUGCAUCUUCCCUCGAUUAAGGUGCACAUAUGAAUCCCGCUGUGACCCUGGCCCUUGCUGUGGUGCGGCGAUUGAAGUGGACCAAAGUUCCUACAUACUGCCUCGCUCAGCUGCUUGGAGCCUUCUUUGCGUCAACUGUUGUUUACGGAAUUUACCGUGGUGAGAAUAAAUUUGUCUUCUUGUCAUUAACUAGAAGAUUUUUAACUAUCACAAUGCUAUCAUUAUCAUUUAAAAUAUUUACAAUAGAAAACUAGUAGGAGGUACGGUAGCCUGAUGUUCAGUGUGCGAGGAUCUGGGCUCUGUGUGGUGUUCUUUAGGAAAACAGUGAACAUUCACAGUGCCUCUUCAUACCCAGGGAAGCCCGAUCAAAUUAGUUCUUGGGGGUAGGGUUGCGAUGGACUUGCAUCCCAUCCAGGGACCGUUAUUUGGCCUCAAUGGGGAAGAGUGAUACUUCGCUUCAUGCUAGGGAAACCGGGAUAAGAUCCAGUUGAAUGGACCAAGUCAAUUAGAGAAUUUUUAAAAUGGAAAGCUAGACGCAUUUCCCAAAUCGUUAAAUGGUGGAAGAAGUGCUUGAAAAAGGGGCCUGUUACUUUCGAGCGUCUUACAAGCGAUCGUGGGCACGCACGAGAUGAACACAAAUCACGAGUCAUGCUUCUCUUCUCGCGCGUGAUUCACACUUUGUGCUCACAUCACGGCUAUCUCCACUGGCCUGAAAAACGCAAAAACAUGGCGCCUGUUUUCUUGCUGUAGAAAAGUAACUUUGUUGAGCUCAUGCGACUUUAUGAAAGGUUUUUAGUUUGGGUGAUCAUGAGUCGCAGGUAUCACUCGAGUCCAGAAUCAUGAAAAGCAUAUGCGUUCAUGUAAUUUUCUUUGAAAUUGGAAUAUCCGUCUGGUAAUAAUUUUUGUACACUUAUUUGAUGCUGGGAAAAGAAAAUUUUUUGUCAUUAUUUUUUUUUUCUGCGCAUGAAACCAGAUGCUCUAGACGCAUUCGACGGUGGUAUUCGUCAAGUGACAGGCCCCAACGCUACCGCAGGGGUAUUUGCAACGUAUCCAAAGCCUUUCGUGACGACUGCAAAUGGAUUUGCUGACCAGGUAACAAUUUGUUCUCUUAAGUAUCAGCUCUUUAUUUUACAAACAGACUUCAAAUUAAUCCCUUUUGCCUUUUACAAAUGGAUUCCUUAUUGCCGUACACAUGAUAUAUAUAUAUAUAUAGAGAGAGAGAGAUCGAUAGAUUGAUCGAUUUUUGAUAAGCCGAAUAAGCCGAAUUAUACACGCGUGAUUGUCAAUUAUGAUCCACUGGAGGACAGACGCAUAGAUAUAAAUCUGCUCAUUUAUCCUAUGAAUCAAGUAGAUUCUAGUGGCGGAUCCAGACAUUGAGCUGAGGCUUUUCUUCCUUCUGCGAUUCUUUUUUUUUUAUUUUUUACCCAAAGUAAGGGGGGGGGGGAAGCCCCCCGGUUCCCCCGAGUCUCUCCUAGAUCCGCCACUGUGGGUGGGUCUGUUCGGUAACUCAUCACAGAAGGCGUCAAAAUUUGGAAAGAACAUCAGUAGGUGAUCAGUGAUAAUUGUCGGCAACGCCUCGUUCGCCAAUUUUUUGUUCUUUCCUCAUUUUGAUAACAUUUUGACACCGUAUGUGAUUUAUAUUACUGAACAGACACACAGUAACAUGAUGUAUUUGUUAAAAGACGCAAGGCAAAGUGAAAUCUAUUAUGGGAACUUUCUUUCCUCUUAAAUCAGAUGACUUUAAUUGUUAUAGUUUUUUGGCACCGCUCUCCUUGUCAGCUGCAUAUUCGCUAUCCUGGACCGCAACAACAAUGCCCCCGACCAGGGGGUGGCACCGGUCAUGAUUGGUCUGGUCGUGUUUUUGAUUGGCACCACCUUUGGAUUAAACUGCGGUUACCCCAUCAACCCCGCUAGGGAUCUGGGGCCAAGAAUUUUCACUGCAAUGGCUGGAUGGGGAUCUGAAGUGUUUACGUAAGUCGUUUAUGAAGUAAAAUAUCAAUGGAAAUGUCAAAUAGCAUGUUACAUGUAAGAAGUCGUAUAGUAACUAGGCAUGCAGAAAAACAAGCAAAAAGAUCUGUCGAGGCUGUAUUUUAACCAUGUGUUCAGAACGGGCCUUUUUUAGCGAAAUUAAUUUCCUAUUCUAGAGGUAAUACCAAAGACCAUAUGAUCUCAAGAACUGCCUCAGUCUAUUCUAACAAUCUGCGACCUCAACCUCUUGUUCAAACGAUUAAACUUGCAAUUUUGCGAUUAAUAUAUGACAUUGCAACGAUCCGAGGAUCUGAAUUUGGUAGGAUUGAUGGAAAUCACGUUUGCUGCUAAAACAACCAUUUCCAUAUUCCGUUUCAGGGCCUAUAAUAAUUGGGCCUGGGUCCCAGUCGUAGCAUGUCCGUUAGGGGGAGUACUGGGUGCCAUUGUCUACAUCAUAACCAUUGAGUUUCAUCAAUCAGCAUCUGCAGAUACAGAACAUCCCUAUGAACCAAUUUGUACAGCAGCCGCCAUGACAGAGCAGAAGGAAUCACUGUUAUCCUGAACAACAAUGACUUAGCAAGAUGACUGAUCUUCAUGACUAACUAUAUAACUAUUUAUUAUCUCGUGUUCUCCCAACAUCCCAAAUGGUUUAUCAGCCAGUAAACCGAUGGAAAGUGUGGUUAAAUAACAUUUAAAUAAUAUUUGUAUACUCUUCGCACAGUCUAACAUCUCAAAGUUAUACGCCGAAGGCUCAGAGCAUUUUGUUGAUUAUAACCCACCCAUUAAUUUUCAAGUUAUUCUAUUAGCCUCUUAACGUCACGUGGUUCAAAAUCACCUGACAAGUAUUACGCAACAGCCCCCGUUCAAGUCGAUAUUUGACCUCCUCUUAUUACCGUAAAAAAAAAAAACAACAACAACAACAACAAAAACAAAAACAAAAAAAAACAGAACUUGCGGGAAAAAUUAAAGACUCAAGAGUUCCACUUAUUCAUCUUUAUUACUUUACAUGAAGGGAAACGAAUUCGUUUUGUAGAUUCCAGUGAUAGUGACAUUAAAAAGCUGGUCUCAAGUGCUGGUCCGCAAAGUACAAAAUUUGCUGCCAACGUGCGAUACGAAAUUGAAUGUGAGGGUCAUAGAAUAGAUAAACCCCCUUCUGGCUUGCUAGUAUAUCGGCUGAUAAUGUCCUUUGUUGAGAGAUUGCUCUCAAAAUUUCACAUUUCUCAGACAAUAUCUCAACCGCGGAAAUUAUUAGCAGACACAAUAGCCGCCUGAAAGGGUUUAUUCACUAAAUGGUUAUCUAAUAAAUAAUCAAGGGGAUUAUUCAACAAUACUCAUUGAGCCUGAGGCGAAUAAUUGUUUAAGUAUAAUUACUCGGUGC
This is a messenger RNA of Pocillopora meandrina, 16070 nucleotides long. The record is from the annotation of a GenBank genome assembly. NCBI's taxonomy places the organism in Eukaryota, Metazoa, Cnidaria, Anthozoa, Scleractinia, Pocilloporidae.